AUCUAUACAUAAAAGAGUGGCCCCAGCACUUCUGAGGGUAAAGAGGGAUUACAGGUGAUCGUUCUUUCCGGUGGACGCACGGUGUUACUGAAUCUCCGGCUUCUGCACGAAUUUCCGGGAAGGGUAAAAAAUGCAGAACAAUUACUUAAAGAGGACCGGAUCAAAAACCGCAGUGGCAGCAAUACUACGCAAGUCGUGGUAUCACUUGAGGCUGUCGGUGCGCCACCCCGCUAGGGUCCCGACGUGGGACGCCAUCGUUCUCACUGCCUCUAGCCCCGAACAAGCCCGGUUGUAUGAGUGGCAGCUCAACCGGGCCAAGCGCAUAGGUCGCAUUUCCCCAUCCACCGUUACUUUAGCCGUUCCCGACCCCCUGGGCUGUCGCAUUGGCUCUGGCGCCGCAACUCUCCAUGCCAUUUUAGCCCUCGCCAAUCAUUACCGGCUGGAAGUAGAAGCAGACCACUUGAACCCUGAGUCAUUGUCCCAAUGCAAGUGGUCUGGGGGUGACAGUCAUCUGUUUGCUUUAGUUGACUUAAUAACAAAGAAACAUAUCUUACUACUUCAUGCUGGAGGUGACUCUAAAAGGGUCCCAUGGGCUAAUCCUAUGGGCAAAGUGUUUAUACCACUGCCAUAUUUGGCUACAGAUGACAAUGAUGGCCCAGUUCCCUCACUCUUUGAUCACAUACUUGCAAUUGCUUCCUGUGCUAGACAAGCUUUCCAAACUGAAGGUGGUAUACUAAUAAUGACCGGGGAUGUUCUUCCUUGUUUUGAUGCAUCCAAUCUGGUUCUGCCCGAGGAUGCAUCUUGCAUUGUCACAGUUCCUAUCACUGUAGACAUUGCUUCCAACCACGGUGUUAUUGUAGCAUCACAAUCUAAGAUUUCUGAUGAGAAAUUUUCCGUUGACUUAGUGGAGAAUCUGCUUCAGAAACCCUGUGUAGAAGAGCUGAUCAAACAUCAGGCUAUUCUUGAAGAUGGAAGGACACUGCUUGACACAGGAAUAAUUGCAGUCAGAGGGAAAGCGUGGGUGGAUCUUUCAACCCUUGCCUGUUCCUGUGAACCAAUGAUUUCAGAACUUAUGGAAAGUAAAAAAGAGAUGAGCUUGUAUGAAGACCUUGUAGCAGCUUGGGUACCCGCAAAGCAUGAUUGGUUACGGCUACGUGUUUUGGGCAGUGAACUUGCAGACAGAUUGGGGAAACACAAGGUGUUCAGCUACUGUUCUUAUGAUCUCUUUUUUUUGCACUUUGGCACCUCAAGUGAAGUUUUGGACCAUAUGACCGAAACCUGUUCGGGACUAGUUGGUCGAAGGCAUCUUUGUUCCAUUCCAGCAACCACUGCAUCUGACAUUGCGUCCUCGGCUAUCAUUCUGUCAAGUAAAAUAGAACCAGGAGUCUCAAUCGGAGAGGACUCUCUCAUAUACAAUUCCUCCAUCUCAGGUGCUAUACGGAUUGGCUCUCAAUCCAUAAUUGUGGGUCUUAAUGUGCAAAUGUCUGGAAACAGAACCUCACAAGAACAGUUCACCUUUUUGCUUCCAGACCGUCAUUGCCUCUGGGAAGUUCCUCUUGUAGUAAACAAAGAAAGGGUAAUUGUGUACUGUGGGCUCCAUGAUAACCCUAAGAUUCUGUUGUCCAAGGAUGGGACCUUCUGUGGGAAACCAUGGAGGAAGAUUUUAGAUGACUCGGGCAUUCAAGAGACUGAUCUAUGGAGCUCAGAUGAAAAAUGCCUGUGGAGCGCUAAAUUGUUUCCUGUUAUUCCGUACUUUGAUAUGCUCCGUUUGGCAAAAUGGAUAAUGGGAUUGGAAAAUCUCAAGAGUGAAGCUGCUUUUUGUUAUUCUUUGUGGAAAAGGUCACGUCGAUUAAGUUUAGAAGAGUUGCAUAGAUCAAUAGAUUUUCUACAUAUGUGUUUAGAAUUGAAUAUUCAUCAAGCAGAUAUAGUUACUGGGAUUGUUAAAUCGUGCAUUGAUUUCGGAUUGCUUGGGAGGAAUUUAUAUCAGUUGUGUGAAGAAAUAGUUCAUAAGGAUGAAGCUUCUGGAGUUGAGAUUUGUGAAGGAUUUCUUAAGAUGUGCCCUAAACUUCACGCUGAACAUUCUCAACUCCUCCUACCUAGAAGCAGAGCAUAUCAGGUGAAUGUUGAUCUCCUCAGAGUAUGUGGUAAAGAGAAAAUGGCAUUUGAGUUGGAACAUAGAGUGUGUGCCGCGGUUGCUGAAGAAACUGCAGCGGCAGCAAAGUAUGGAUCUGAAGAAUCAGAAAACAUAUUGGGAUGCAUUUUGAAGGAUAGUAACCUGUCCAGGAAGGUGAAGAUCGAACUACCAGUUCGAGUGGAUUUCGUAGGUGGGUGGAGUGACACCCCUCCUUGGAGUCUAGAACGUGCUGGAUGUGUGUUGAAUAUGGCGAUAACAUUGGGAGGUUCUUGUCUUCCCAUCGGUACGACUAUUGAGACAAGUAAGGAGACUGGAGUUGUCAUCAGGGAUGACAUUGGAAACUUCUUACAUAUCAAUGAUCUCUCCACCAUUUCACCUCCAUUUGAAAGUGGUGAUCCAUUCCGCCUUGUGAAAUGUGCAUUGCUGGUUACCGGAAUUGUUAAGCAUAAGGACCUUGGCUUGGAAAUCAGGACGUGGUCCCAUGUCCCGCGUGGCAGUGGUUUGGGGACUUCCAGCAUCUUAGCAGCAGCAGUUGUGAAAGCGAUUUUGCAAUUGAGCGGUGGAGAUGAGAGUAACAAAAAUGUGACAAGGCUCGUUUUGGUAUUGGAACAAAUAAUGGGGACGGGAGGUGGAUGGCAGGACCAGAUUGGAGGGCUUUAUCCCGGGAUAAAAUUCACCACAAGCUUUCCUGGCACCCCUUUGCGUCUUCAAGUCAUUCCCCUCUUGACUUCCCCUCAGGUUGUACAAGAGUUGCAGCAACGGCUCCUUGUUGUGUUCACAGGACAAGUCCGACUUGCUCAUCAAGUCCUUCAGAAGGUGGUUACCCGUUACCUCCAGCGGGACAAUCUUCUUAUAUCGAGCAUCAAGCGACUCACGGAACUGGCAAAGGCAGGAAGAGAAGAACUAAUGAGCGGCAACAUUGAUGAGCUAGGGGAGAUAAUGGCAGAGGCUUGGAGGUUGCAUCAAGAACUUGAUCCCUUUUGCAGCAACGAGUACGUCGACAAUCUCUUUGCAUUUUGUGACCCCUUCUGCUGUGGGUACAAGCUUGUGGGUGCUGGUGGUGGGGGAUUCGCUUUACUCUUAGCUAAAACCCGUGAAUCUGCUGACGAGAUGAGACGUUUGCUAGUGCUAGUCUCUGGUUUUCAUGUCCAUAUAUACAAUUGGGAAAUCUUUAUGCAAAAUUAGCUUCUUUUGUAUUUACUUCAAGAUGAUGCUUUCUGCAUACUAGAUUAGUUUGUAAUCUUAUACAGAAUAAAUUCUAGUAUAAGCAUUCACUUCCAUUUAGUUAAAAAAGUCUUUCCACAAAAA
Messenger RNA from Cuscuta europaea, 3442 nucleotides. Lineage: Eukaryota; Viridiplantae; Streptophyta; Magnoliopsida; Solanales; Convolvulaceae. The record is from the annotation of a GenBank genome assembly.